AUGGAACCUGCUGAGCUUAUUUCUCAAGAAUGGAGUUCUCUUAGUGGACUCUACACUGCUGAAGAAUCUGACUUUAUGAAUCAGUUACUUGGUAACUGCUCACCCCCGCAACACCUCUAUCAAAACGCCGAUUCCGGAACUGAAGCUGCAUUUUGGCCAGCACAUGAUUCCACAACAGUUACCGUCACUAAAAACAACAAUUUGAACUUUGCUGCGCAAUUCUCUAAUGAUACUAGUUGCAUCAACAAUACAGUUACCAGCUUUGAGUAUAUUUCUAUGGGACUUUCGGUAAAUGAUUCCAAAUUCAGUCCGUAUACAACACAGCCUAAUGAAAAUUUUCUAGCUAACAAGAAUUUAAAGUCCCCGGAGGAACAUGAAAUACUAGUUUCUGAACCAGAAGAGAACACGGGAAGGGAAAAAAAUUCGCUGAAAAGAUCUAGGAGCUCGAAUGAGGUCUCCAAGAUCAAGAGGAAUGUUAAAUGUAGGAAGAAUAUGAGAUGUGCUUCUAGAAGCACUGAUGAUCUGACCUUAAUCAGUUGUUGUUCAGAGGAUGAGUCCAAUUCUUCUCAUGAGCUAUAUGGAGGGUCAUGUUCAAGUUUGAGCCAGAAUGAUUCCUCAGCUAUGAAGUUAAGUGGUAAAUCAAGAUCUAGUCGAGGUCCUGCUACUGAUCCACAAAGCCUAUAUGCAAGAAAAAGAAGAGAAAGAAUAAAUGAAAGGCUGAGAAUCCUACAAAACCUUGUCCCCAAUGGAACUAAGGUGGAUAUUAGCACCAUGCUUGAGGAAGCUGUCCAAUAUGUUAAGUUUUUACAGCUUCAAAUUAAGCUUCUAAGCUCUGAUGAUUUAUGGAUGUACUCUCCCAUUGCUUACAAUGGGAUGAACAUUGGACUGGAACUUGGUAUUACUCCAGCAAAAGAAACAAAGGAUAUGCAAUAG
Vicia faba (fava bean) is the source of this 933-nucleotide messenger RNA. The record is from the annotation of a GenBank genome assembly. Lineage: Eukaryota; Viridiplantae; Streptophyta; Magnoliopsida; Fabales; Fabaceae.